Molecule: messenger RNA, 2127 nt
Organism: Symbiodinium sp. CCMP2456
Lineage: Eukaryota; Dinophyceae; Suessiales; Symbiodiniaceae
Source: the annotation of a GenBank genome assembly
AUGUGGCUGCUGCUGUUCCUUUCAGUUGCAGCCGGCUACAGGGAGGAUGUAGCCUUGGAGCUGGACACGGACACAGAGGUCAGCCGCGCCAUUCGGCACCACGACCAGCUUCGGAACGCUGCAAGCCUUGCUUCCCAUGAGCAGGGCACUGCACACGCCUUCUCUGAGCUUCAUUUCUCGGAGAUGGCCGAGCUCAUCAGCGACUUCUCAUCUCCAGUUUGGACCGCUACAGCAGAGAAUAUUGCAUCCUCGAUGCUUCACGAGCAGCGCCUGAAGGCAGGUUUCCCCAACGGCCUCCACGACGUGCAGCCGAACUCGGUGCUGCAGCUUGGAGACGAGACAAAUCUCACGGAUGAGGAAGCGAUAGACAGGGUGAUCCGCCAUGGCGUGCUUUCCCAGCGGCAACGCCAGGCGCUGGCCCGGGAGCACUUGACCGUGCAGCGUGCCAUAGCCAAGGUCCUUCACCUGGACCUGGACUAUGUGGGAGGUCAUGGUGGCUCUUUUGCCCAGAAUCUUCAAGGGCACCGCCAUGGCCACCACCAUCGACACAAGCGAGGCAGGGCCAAGGCCUCCUCCGCUCCGGCCGAGGGGCCCUCCGAUGCAGGCGAAUGCCUUGCCCAGGUCGGAACCGGCCUAGACAAGGAUGAGUUGAAAGCGGUGUUGCAGAAGAAGGAGACGACGGCCAACAUCGGAUUGGACGUUGUGAAUAAGAUGGAGAAGAACCUGAAGCAGACUGUCACCGAAGGGGUGACGAAUGCUUCGCAGGCUCUGUACAACUUUGUGACUAAGCGGCUGGUCUGGACGAUUGCCGUGAAGGCCUUCCCGAUCCCUUGGGCGUGGCCAAGCAUUCUUUUCGGCUGCGGGCCGCUGUAUCAGUGCAUCAAGGAGCUAGUCGUGAUCGUUGAGCCCUUGCGCCAGCUCAUCUGGAAAACAGUUGCGGCCAUGGCGAAGCUAGUGAAUUGGAUGCUUGACACCUUCACGAGCUACUUCGGAGGCGAGAAGAAGCAAGUGGCUGAACCAAAUGCCGACCUGGAGCCCAACCUGCACCAUCUCUUCAGUGAUGCAGAGAUUCUGGGGCUGGACUGCAUUAAGUGUUCCGCGAGACUUGCUGCCGGUAUCACCGUCGAUGCGAUUCCUCCCUUAGCCGUCUCAGUUCUGACCAACUCUGCGACGAUCACGGAGAUUGUUGGCUCAGAGAACAACGUGGUGAAGCAGUGCUAUGGCACAUGCCUGAAAAAGCAAAUGCAGGUCCUGAAUCGCAUUAUCACUGGAGGAGGCAAGGCGGACACGGACCAGUACUUCAAGCGUGGCAACUGCAACCAGCACGCAGUCGGCAUGUGCCUCGUACUAGAGAAGACACGGGAGUGCAAGAUGGAGGUCCUGGCAGACGGCAAGCUCAGAACAGAGGCAACCUUCAAGGAGGGUGCGGACGCACAGCGCAACGUCUGCAACGCUCUGAAGGGCGUUCACCUUCACCUCAUCCGAGACGAAGAGAGGGGCAUCAUCUGUCCUGAAAACAAGCACAAAGGGAGCAAGAUGGACUUGGGCCAUGCCUGCCACAAAGUGAUGGACGAGCUCAUGCUCUACAACCAGAUGUGCGAAUCCCACGAAGAGGAGCAGGGCUGGACCUCCUGGGCCCUGACAGGAGGCACGGUUCCUCAGUACAAGGACGAGAAGCCGAUCAAUUCCUGGGAUGACGCAAAGCACAAGUGCCUCGAGCUUUUCGGCUGCACAUCCCUGUUGACCAAGCCCGACAAGCCAGAUGUGCAGAGAGGUCUGGAAGCUUUCAAAAACGUUCUCAAAGGGAUCUUAGACAGUGCUCCGCGAGACUUCGAAAGGGAUCAGAUCAUGAAAACCGUGGACGAGUGGAGGUCCAAGUCUAUGGCCGGAGCGGAUGCCUUCGAGAUCGUCGCACAGGAGUGGGUGGCGCACGAGAGCGAGGAAGAGCGCAUGGCCUGGGUCCGAGACGACGAGAAGCUCAAAAAGAUCUUCGAGCAAGACGUUUGGAGGGACCACUGCUUCGCAUUUGGCAAGCCCAUGACCACCGAGUUCGAUAGCUUGUACAAGAACUACGCAAAGCCGGACAUGGCCUUCUUCGAUGCCCUCACGCGGGAGAUGGGCCUCACG